This is a messenger RNA of Suillus bovinus, 615 nucleotides long. RefSeq lists its product as uncharacterized. Lineage: Eukaryota; Fungi; Basidiomycota; Agaricomycetes; Boletales; Suillaceae. The record is from RefSeq and is a predicted model, not a curated record. The transcript has 7 exons. The coding region runs from base 1 to 615 and encodes 204 amino acids.
AUGUAUAUUUAUGUCGACCUUCCACGAUUCGACCUCUGGGCCAUCAUUGACCCUAAGAUUUCACGCGAAAUUCUUGUGGAAGACAAGCAUCGCCGGCUUGACAAGCGCGGACUUGCCAGAUCCCCCAAGUCUGUCACUUGGCGUGAUCCUUCAGAAGUUAAGGUCGUGGCGACAAUGUACGGGCGGGUGGUGUUCAAGCUUCUGAGUAAUAUUUUAGAGUCCAAACAUAGCGGUGAACACCACGAGUUCAUGCGAUACCAAGGCGUGUUUGUCAGGAUCCUCGCCAAACAAGCCAAGGAGCUGCACACUUCUAAAGACCUACGACCCAAAAAAAUCGAAAAGUCUUCAAGUCAAAUCUAUACUGCUUCUUGUUAUAUUCCCAGUGUUCUGACAGACCAGUUCGUCCUCCAGUUGUUCACGCUCAAGGACCUGAAGCUCAUUCCCUAUGAUUGUUUGAGGGAUAUUGCAGACGGGCUCUGCUGCAGUUCAAAUGCUUAUCAACUUCUCCGGAUCAGAUGUACUUCGGACGACAUGGUUUUGCUAGAAAAUUACUAUCCCGACACUGCAACCAGUACUAGUCAAGCAUGUUUACUCGUGAUACUAGACCAGGCCUAA